Molecule: messenger RNA, 1159 nt
Organism: Drosophila gunungcola (fruit fly)
Lineage: Eukaryota; Metazoa; Arthropoda; Insecta; Diptera; Drosophilidae
Product: lateral signaling target protein 2 homolog
Exons: 1
Coding region: 1-378 (125 amino acids)
Source: RefSeq, a predicted model, not a curated record
AUGCGCAAGGGGACCGCCGCCCUCAAGCGUCAGCAGGUGGCGCAGCUGCGCCAGCAUCACCAACAGCUACUGGCUGCCGCUCCGGAGCUGGCGCUGGCCUCCUCUUCGCGCCUGGCUGCGGCCCUGAUCUCGUCGGCGGUGGCCUUGAGCGCCUCUUCCGCGAGCCUUGUAAAUAAUCAUCGCCACGGCCAUAUGCAACAACAGCAGCAGCAGCUGGCGCUGCCGCAGCCGCCACAGGCGCGCCAUCAUCACCAUCAGGCAACAUCUCACAGGCAUCACCAUCACCACCACCACUCACAUCACCACUCGCACCACCAUCAUCAUCAGUGUCGCUCGAAACGCAAACUGCAGAAAUUGUAUUAUACGCUUUGCCGUUAGAUCUGUAACUUAACUAUAUCUAUGUAUACUUGUAUGAGAGAAAGUUUCUUAGAACCACCAGCAUCAGCAGCAUCUAGAUUAAGUCAGUCGCACUCCUAUCAACUCCUUUUUAUCUUACCAGUCCAGUGUUUUUUGUAUAUGUAUUUAUUUAUUACAAUUCUUUUUUUUUUUUUUGUACUCUUACACAUCUCAUUUUCUUAAUUGGCCCUAAACUGAAAGAAAAAUCUCAUCAGUGCAAUAAUAUACAUAAAUCUAAAGAUAUAUAUCUAUAUAUGUAUACAUAUAUAUAUAUGCUGAUUUUAAAAUCAUUUCUUAUUUUAUACAAACACUCCAAGCUAUUUAUUGUAAUUGAAAAAGAUUUGUGAUUUGCGCACAGGAUAUAAACUUUGUAGAGCAUCCACUGUAUUUGUAGCGUGUCUCAAGCAAUUUUCGUUUUAAGUACUCCAAGGAAUUUAUAUAUCAUCCGCACAGACGCAUUAACCUAACCAGCCUAAAACACACUCACACACACACCCCACAAAGCCCUCUGAUUAAGUAUUACUUAGCGUACGUAAGCUUUACUUUAAGUUGCAUAUGGCAAGAAAACCACAACAAAAUGUACUUUACUUAGGUCGAUCCUCAGUUUCGAUCACGAACUGGGGGCAAAGUAUCAAAUUUGUGAGGCGAGUCGAGAAUCAGCAUUCUUCUCGUCCAGGCAUAGUAUACGUAUACGUAGUUUUUUCUGAUUGUGCUGGGCAAGUCAAGAAGUACUCAAUGCGAAUAAAGUGAAUUGGCCAAGUCA